Messenger RNA from Linum trigynum, 7949 nucleotides. The record is from the annotation of a GenBank genome assembly. Lineage: Eukaryota; Viridiplantae; Streptophyta; Magnoliopsida; Malpighiales; Linaceae.
CCAACUAGGAUCUCAUCCGGGCCUGAAUAAUCUGAAUAAAUAGAGAGGUGGUCCAGAUUAGAAGUGACAUUAUGUGAGGCUGCUGAGUCCACAAGCCAUAACCCAGAUGAUGGAUAAGGGCCCUAGUAGAUGUAUAAUUAAUGUGCCCAUUGCGGGUCUGAUGAAAUGAUUGGCGGACUUGGGGAAACAGUCGAAAGAACUGUCUCACUGAAUGUUCGGGUUUGUCACAGUAUUGGCAAAUAAUAGUUGGAGAAACAGUCGAAAUCACUAUUUAGUCCAAUUCAACCUUCUGUUUCCAACAUAGGAAGCAUUAUCAAAUGUUCCAAGUUCGUUGCCUCUUGAAAACAUGAAUGAAUAAGCAACUACACAAGAAAAAAACCUAAAAACAGAAAUAUGACCAUUCUUUUGCAGCACAAAAUACAUCACCUUUCUUUUGCAACACAAGAAAUUAAAAGUUGUCUUCCGUCAUCCGUUCACCCGUUUCAAGCAUUCAUUAGAAACAUGAAUAAAUAAGCAAAUACACAAGGAAAAACUUAAAAACAGGAUCAUUCUUUUGCAGCACAAAAUAUAUCACCAUUCUUUUGCAACACAAGAAAUUAAAAUGUUGUCUUCCGUCAUCCAUUCACCAGUUUCAAGCAUUCAUUUCCAGCUGCUUCGUCUUCCACACCAUGAUUAUUGUCUCAAGGCCAUCCACCAACUCUGUAACCUCUUCAUCUUUCUUCCUUUUUGAAUAUUUGAUCUCUUCAUUAUGAUCUGUCACUUUCUCUUCCAACUCCUUGGUUCUUUCAACUGCUAUUUUCAUUCUUUUUGUCAGUUCUUCACUUGACUUUCAAGGGCUACUCUUUCAACCUUAUGUAUUGCAAUCGUUGCUUCUUUUCCCUUUGAAGUGAUAGUCGCUUCUUCAAACAUCUUAGAAAAUUGAGCAUUCAUUGAUUGCAAAGCCUCGUUCUUGCUCCUCAACACAGAAAUUUCAUGUUGUAAAUUAGCUUCAACCUUGCCAUUUACAUAAGAUAACUUGAGAAGCUUUUGAAAAUCACGAUCCUUAGUCGCAAAGAGGCCCUCCAUAUCAGUAAGUCGUUCUCCCAACUUUGAUGUUUUCUCUUCAUUCUCAAUAGAAUUCUCUGUCCUUUUUUAAUUUCACCUCUCUGGUCUUCUCUUUUGUUGCGGUCAGAGCAAUCUCCAAAGCUUUUUUUUAUAUCUUCUCAGUUUCAAUUUCACCAUUCAACAUAGCAAUUUGGGAUUCCAGUUUAUGAUUCUCCUAAUUUGAGACUAACUAAAAAAUUGACAGACUCUCCAUUGCAAGCUUGAGUGCUUCACUGAGGUCUUCCUUCCCUGCUGAUUCUAGUUUCAAUGUCUUCUUAAGACAAGCAAGCUCCUCUUCCAAAGGAGGGAUUGAAGAUGUGUUUUCCAAUUACUAUCUAAAUGGAAGGAAUAAAAAACAGGUUUAGCAAAGAAUUACAGUUAUUUCGAACCCAAAAUACUAGAUUGAAAGAAAAUUUCAUACUCAUUGUACAAUCCUAAAUUUCAUGCAAUUGGAGGGUUCAAAAUGUAACAGGCAUACCUAUAGACGCUCAGAGCAGAUGAAGAAGAGGAUUCCAAAGAGGAGACUGGCCGAACGAUAGAGGAGACGGCCAGACGGUAGAGGAGACUACGGUGAAUUGUGACGGACUGUGCAUAGAGAAAUCAGGUCAGCGAACGAGAGUUUGUGUAUCUCGAUUUUUUUUGGGUAAUUUCUCUCUCUCCUAAUUUAUAAAUAGUAGACUAGUACGUAUAGAGGUAGGAUUCUUUUUAUAUAUAGAUGAUAUAAUUUUAUUAAGGAAAAAAGAAAAUGUUUACAAAGUUCAACCAAAAAGAAAGCAGAGAUGGCGCUAAGAACAAAAGCAGCACCAAACAUGAAUUAAAGAAAAAAAUGUUAAGCAAUCAGACAUCUUAGCUCUCAAAAGCGAGCAACAUAACAAUAUGAGUCAAAAGACCCCAUCAGCAGCCAAAAGAAAGCAGAUCAUGAGCUUCUUUCUAUCACUUGUCACAAAAAGCUGCAAUUUCAUUUCUGUAAUAAGCAUCCAAGAGUUGCUCAUUAUUGUUGAUUCAUUAGCAAUCUAUUUCUUACAUUCUCCUAAUUUAAUUUGGAGUUUUGGACUCAACUUCGCGUGUGUGUCUUGUAAAAAUUGAUAAAACUUUUGGAUUUCUUUUUCUAAAAGGAGAAAUCCAGCUCGUGAAUUGUGGUAAAUAAGCAAGGAUUAUGCAUUGGACCCUUGAAUUUUAAUGGGAUCAACCCUUAAAUCCUGCUUUGACUUAUUUGAAUUCAUUUAUGACGUGUAAGAUGGCAAAUAGUAAUUUCAUGAUGUCAAAUAACUAAUAGUAAUGGAUUUAUUUUAAAUCUAUAAGAGUAAUUGUGGAUUGUCAUAUCGGUAUGAAACUUAUUUUUGUUUGAGAAGGAGAUUAAUCAGAGUCAACCACACUUUCUUGUGAUUUCAAAAUAACUCUCAUCUACCCUAAAUUACAUAGAGUAUGAAUGCACAUUAAAUUGAAAAGUGUAUAUAAUUAGAGAGUGAUAAAUAUCUGUACUUAUAUUCAAGGCUUGAAGAUCGAAUAAGUGCAUUGUUUGCUUAGUGGAUGAUUCUUUGCGGAGAAGAUUACUUCAAUGCAUUAAACCACCUAUUGGUCAAACCAAUUAUGUUUUAUGUAAAAUCUUCUUAUCCUUAUACCUUAUUAUUUUCAAUCUCUGAAAUGGUUUGUUUUGUCAUAGCAUCCUACUAUUGAAUCAAGAAUAGAGUUGAUUUGCGUCAAUCUAUAAAAAUAAUAUUUAAACGCUACUUUAUUUAAUUUUUCAGUUUCUAUUUUCUAUUUUUAUCUGUGAAUAUAUAUACGAAAAAAGAUAAGUUAUGUUUUCAUAUGUUAUUGUAGCAAUAAGAGUUGACAACACAAUGUAAAACCGUUGAAAUAAGUGAAAUCAUUUUAAGUUACUUCAUUGCUCUUUUUUGUAGGAUCGUAUCAAUUGUAUGAAUAAUUUCAUUAUGUGUUAAAUCUUACUAGACCUACUUUCUACAUUUUCCCUCUCUAAUUCAGAAAACGCAUCCCAAAAAUCUAUUUUUCAAUGUUAUUCGCAUAUCUUUUUGUCUCAAUUUCUCAUAACUGGUCAUGUCAAACUAUUUCUCAUAUUAUUUUUCUAGUUUUGUCUUAGUAUGAACGUUGAUACUAAACUAGUAUAAAAAAAGCAAAUAAACAUAUACAGGAACUUUUCAUAGAAAGAGGCGCAACGAUACGAGUGCUUUUAACCAAGGUUGUUAAACUUCUACAGAUCGACUAGUCGCACUCGCUAUGAGUUGGUCUACAAAACGGUCUCCAAAAAAUUAGUGGCUCGAGUCCUGACCACUAGAAAGGCCGAGGGAAGGGAGGACGGGGGGAGAGAAAAGAGGAUAGUUGGAGGGUAAUGGGGAUUAGGUAAGUUUUUUUAAUGAGAGGUGAGUUUCUAAUAUAUACAUGUGAAAGAAAUUUCAUUUCAGUUAUUAAAAUUUUAAAUUAUUACCUUAUUUGUAUAUAUAUUUAGAAAAUAUAUAAUAUGGUUCAAACGAAUUGAAUCUCGAUCAAACCAUUAAAUCUCAAACUACCUGAUUGAAUGGUUUAACGACUUUAACCGGUUUGACAAACCUUUAAGUUUAUGGACCGGCAUCGUUUCUCUGCCAAAUUUUAAUUCGUAGCCUCGAAAACCGUCGUCUGCUUUAGCCGUCCUCCCUUUUAAAAAGUCUCACUGACGCCGGUGCCGUCGGCGAAGAAAUGAAAGCGUGGCCACCGUUGAAGAAGAAGAACAACAACAACAGCAGAUGGCGAACGCCGGGAAAUUUCUCAAUCCAAUCAGGCAAUCGAUCACGUUGCUCAGCUCUUUUGUGCAGAAGGUAUAAAGAAAAAGAUUCCUACAAAUAUAAAGGAGUUGACGUAGUGGUAAUGUGGGAUGUGAGAACAUUCACUACAUCAUAAGUUUGAAUCUUGAGACCUACAAUUGAAUUAGAGAAAAUGCGCGUUUGAUAUGAUUAUAAUCCUCAUUCUUUCUAGUUUGAGUCCAUAUGAAUGAACCAAAAUCGACCGACAUCCGCAAUUACGUUUCUUUGUAUAUGAAAAAAGCCUCGUUGAUUUAAUAUGAAAGUCCUUUAUUCGAAUCGCAGCGAUGAGUACGCUAGUUCCUUCUAAAAUAGGAUUUUGUAAUCGAAGUAUAGUUUUAUCUUGUUGGUUUUGCACUAGGUUUGAAAUGUAUCAACAAGUACUUACAUAACUAAAACGGUGACCACAUGGAUCAAUUUUGUGAUUAAGCACGCCAAGAGCUCGUAGUAGCAAUUAAUAUAUACUUUCUGGCUUUCUGCCAGUGCUUGAAGCGCAGGUGAAUACUUUCGUCGUUCAAUUUCUUGACGGCCACGGGCUUAUUACAAGGCGCUAAUCUGUUACUAUUUUUUUUCCUUUCUCUCUGUUGAUUUCAAAAUCCGUUGCUGUCUAUUACUGGAAUUCCGGAAAAUGAUCGAUUUGGGACUGGAUUCCGACGUGUACGACGUUUGAAGAAUGGGAUUUGAUAGAUUUGGGAGAAGAAAGUAAAGCUUGGUGGGAAAUGGGAAUGGGGGGACAAUGGCUUGGAUUACAUAUUUAUGAUGCGGCCCUACAUGCUGCUAUUUAUUAUUGUUUACUCCAAUUCCAUUGACGUGUGUGAACGGAUUGUGUAAAACUCAAAUGAUGCGAACCGGCAAUUUGAAUUCCAUUUUGACUUGGUGUACUACUCCGCUCGUUGGGAAUGCUACUGAAGAAUAGAUAAAACUAGUACACCGAUACACCAUGACUUCUUUUUCUUGUCUCAGUCAUCAUCAUAUGCUUGCCGCCUUCUUUGCCGGUCCCUAUUUCUGCUGCGUCUGUGUGUAAACAUCCCUUUUUUGGAAGCUCCGAAGAAUAUAUAGAACCUCACCCAACAAGGGAAUAGGUGGGGAGUGGGACGACGGUGGCAACACGUACGUACGAUUUUGAGGAAAUCCCAACAAGAAACUAUGGUGAAUUUCGCUACGACCUGUGUUCGCGCAUAGCGACAUUAUUGGUGGUUUUAGGAAGGCUACGAGUAGGGCUGCUAAUGAGCCGAUUCGAAUUGAGUUUUACUUUGACUUGUUAGUAAUCGAGUCGAACUCGAGCUCAUUUUUAACGAGCCGGGUCGAUUCGAACUCGAGCUAGGCUUGUUUACAAAAAUCUUGAUUCGGUUUGUAUGUUAUGUAUGAUAAAUGUGAUAGAUGUACUGUAGGAAAAUAAUAAUAGUCAAACGUUCAAAAUUAACUAAUCUCAUGUUCUACCUUUUAGUAUCAAACUAUUUAGUUAAUAUAUAUUAACUUGUCCAAAUCUUGUUAUUUAUAGUAUCGAAUCAAUCUAUGAAACAUAUUUUCGUUUCAUAAUUAAAAGACUCAUUUGCAUAUUUGCUCACAUACUUAAUAUCUCAACACCAUAUAGAGUGAAAUAUAUAGUUUAACAAACCUACAAAUUAUCAAAAUUCAAAGCAUAACAGAUCGAUUUGUUGAUAAGUUGGUAGAUGUGUUGCCUCUCUAACCAUAAUGUUAAGACAUCUUAUGAGCUCUAAAUGAGUCAGCUCACAAGUUGAGCUCAACAAGCCAUCGAGUCGAGCUAUCUCAUGAGCUUCGCGAGCCGAACAAGGCUUAGCUCAAGCUCGGCUGGUUUUGAUUGCUCGAGAAUGCAAUUUGAUAGCUUAGGCAGAAAGUAAAGCUUGGUGGGAAAUGGGAAUGGUUGUGAUGGGCGCCACAUGCUAUUAUUUUACUCCCAGCUUUGAAUUGACGGGCUCAUAAACGUGACAAAAAAAAGGUUAUCCAUGAAAAAUGUUUGUAGCUAGUGCGAUAAGAUUAUUUUACUCCCAGCUUUAAAUCUCCUCAACGAUAUGCUUGUGUUCCUUUUCUGAUAGCACCCUUAUCAUCCAUUAAACACCCUGACCAAAGGUCGAGCAACUCCAAAGUUACGAAAUAGGGUUUCUUCGUCAUAAAGAAAGGUUGUAGAGCUAUUUUCACCAAUAAGGUUAAUCACUCCAUUUUUUUUUGUUGUUGUCUUUUUAGAGAAAGUAAUUAAUUUAACAUAGUAAUUAAUCCAUUAGUUUCUGCUAGAUUGUAUGUCCAAAUAAUCUAGCUUAGAUUGAUCACUCAUCUAAUAACUAAUGGAAAUAAAGUCAACAUAAGUUGGUAUGACAAAGAUAAGUUUGAAAUUGGAGGGCCGAUCGGAGUUGGGAAGAAUUCAGAUUUUGUUUGAGUCGGCCCAAUCCUCUAAACUAACUAGAAGGCAUUAGAUAGAAUCGCAAGAGGUUGGGUUAAUUGUAAUAUGGACGCAAUAACAUUCACUAAAUUCUAGAUUCAAAUUUUGUGGCCAAUUAUUAUUCUCUUAAAAGAAAUUAGAAUUUAUAUUAUAGAUGAUUUGAGUAAGGCUGUAUAGGCGGUAUAGCUAAUAUGGAGAGGAUAUUAAAUAUAAAUGAAAGGGAUAAACAAUUACGUUAACUAGUCCAAAUAUUUGAUAGUUAUUUCAUAAACUCACAAACUUGAGUGCACUAGUUGUUAUUGACACAAAAGUUUCAUUCUUCUAUUAUUCAUGAGUACGUACCAUGUGAAUUUCUUUCCUUUUCGAGUCCAUUGUUUUGACAUUUAUUCUUCGUCUCUUCUUUUUUAGGGAUGUAAAAUGCAGUCAAAGCUUAACUUUUUGGGCAGGCUAUCGCAUCCAAACUUGGUCAAGUUGUUGGGAUACUGUUGGGAGUAUAAACAGCUUUAUCUAGUGUAUGAAUUCGUCCAAAAGGGAAGCUUGAAGAAUCAACUCUUCAGAAAGAAUGCUACGGAUAAGCCACUGCCUUGGGACCUAAGACUCAAGAUAGCUACUGGGGCAGCUCGUGCCCUAGCUUUCUUACACACAUCCGAUGAGCAGGUCAUCUGCCACGACUUCAAGACCUCCAGUAUUCUACUCGACAAUAAUUACAAUGCAAAGAUUUAUGAUAUUGAGAUGGUGAAGUUAGACCCCACAAAUGGUGAACCGCGUGGGACGAGCGAUGUCAUGGGAACACCGGAGUACACUGCUCCUGAGUACAUUGCAACAGGUUAUUUGUAUGCAAAGAGCGACGUGUAUAGCUUCGGAGUGAUACUGCUGGAGCUAAUGACGGGAUUGAGAGCCGUGGACUCGAAACGGCGAGACGAGCAGCAUAACCUAGUCGAUUGGCUGAGACCGACCCUAUCGCGGAAGAGGCCAACCCUAUUGCGGAAGAGAAGGCUGAAGAACAUCAUGGAUGCUAGAAUGGAAGGGCAAUACUCGUGCAAGGCAAUGUUGCAUGCAGCACGGGUUGUACUCAAAUGCCUAGAACCAGACCGUAAAGCCCGCCCUUCCAUGAAAGAAAUAGUGGAGGAUUUGGUAAAGAUACAGGCGAUCAAGGACAAACCAAUGCUUCCGAGAAGAGGUUCCGGUUCCGGUCCGAACCCUGAACGGGUAGUUACGUGAUGGAUUAGGAGGGUUGUAAGCUUUUAAGUUUAUUUAUAUCCUAUUCUCUUUUUCCUUCUGCCUACUCUGUUUGUUUCCUCCUGGAAUCUGGAUGAUACUUUUUGGGGUGUUAACCUCUAGUGAUAUUCCCUAUGUGAACACACUCUCAUUUCUCAGUGACCAAAUGUCGCAUUUACUAAUAAAAAAUUAUAUGAAACCAACUAAUUAACCUUCACAUCCAAAUAGAGUGUAAUGGGUACCCAGCUAAAGAAAACUGGUUUAGUUAGGAGAUUUCUAAUGUGGGUCCCACCUGCUAUUUGAAUAUACCAAACACUUUACAAUUGAAGAGAUGGUCUAACUAAGAAAAUAAAAAAUAAAACGAUUACACAUGUGAAAUGGCUAGAGUACUUUCCAAAUUAGAAAUCUUGCUAAAUAGCAAUAACUCCUCCAUCAGCUAAUAAUUGCUACAAUUUUGC